AUGAGUUGCCUAAAAGAUGUUCCGACACUCAGAGGUGACAAUCACACUGAGUGGAGGAAGAGAGUUGACCUGGCAUUUGUCCUUGCUGACCUGGACUGGGUUGUGGAUGAACCACAGCCGGUCAGACCUACAGAGCUAGUAAGAGAGGCCACUGAUGAUGAUGUUGCGUGGGCUAAAAAGAGGGGGGAUUAUGCUCCUUUGGAGAUGUCAUACAUCAUGGAAAACCAAAAGUGGGUCAAUGCAAACAAAAAGUGCAUGGCAUUUAUAAAGAAUACAAUUGUGAGCACCAUUGUGGGCUCCAUUGCAGAGUGCACUUCCGCAGGGGAGUUGCUUACAAAGAUAAAGAGCCAGUUCACUGGCUCUUCAAAGAUAUAUGCCACCCAGGUGUUAGAGCAACUGGUGACAGAACGCUACACAGGUGGUAGUCAUGGAAUAAGAGAGCACAUCCUCAGGAUGAGCAAUAUGACAGCAAAGCUAAAGCCCAUGGAUGAGGAUCUGGAGAUCAAACCAAAGCUCCUGGUCCACCUGGUCAUGGCUUCACUGCCAAAGGAGUUUGAAACUUUUGUUGUAAACUACAAUAUGUCACCUGGAACAUGGGACAUUGAAAAGAGAAUAGCAAUGUGUGUCCAAGAAGAGGACAAACUCAAAGCCUCACAUGGUGGUUCACUCAACUAUGUGAAGGGUCACAAGAAAAAGAAUUACAAUCAAAACAACAAAAGUUCUCCUUCAAAGUCACAAGGAAAAGCUCCCUAUCAGCAUCAGCGUCAGCAAUAG
Messenger RNA from Aegilops tauschii subsp. strangulata, 774 nucleotides. RefSeq lists its product as uncharacterized. The record is from RefSeq and is a predicted model, not a curated record. NCBI's taxonomy places the organism in Eukaryota, Viridiplantae, Streptophyta, Magnoliopsida, Poales, Poaceae.